AUGCGUGCCUACAGCUGUUUAGUAAUCCUUGCCGUCGUGAGCUUGCCAGCUCAACUAUUGGUCAGCGCAGAAUCUUCCGAGGCGGAUAACACGCCUGCGGCUCUGCCAGCUACUUCUACGCCCAUAUGCGAGGAAACUGUCUGUCCGCGCCUAUAUAUGCCAGUUUGUGGGUUGGUUGAUGGUGAACCAAUGACAGCGCCCUCCCGCUGUGUUCUCAACAAUAAAAUCAGAUGCUCCGCGAUAUUGCAACGGACCUUAGGCAACAAAAUUCCUACAGUAAGCUUCCUACACAGCGGUCCUUGUUCACCGAAAGCAUAUAAAAGCAUUAGAAUGCGUCAGAGUCGAGAUAUGGACUUAGAAAACAUCGAAGAUGACGCAGGUAAAGAAGAGAUUAACGCAGGCGAAGAAGAGAUUGAUGCUGGUGGAGAAGAGUCCGACGCAACUCAAGCAGACUUGGUUGAUAAGGAAGCACUAGCUGACGAUGCUGAGGCAGAUAUGGACGCAGGUAAAGAAGAGAUUGCUGCUGGUGGAGAAGAGUCCGACGCAGCUAAAGUAGAGAUUGACGCAACUCAUGCUGACUUGGUUGAUAAGGAAGCACUAGCUGACGAUGCUGAGGUAGAUAUGGACGCAGGUAAAGAAGAGAUUGGCGCUGGUGGAGAAGAGUCUGACGCAGCUAAAGAAGAGAUUGACGCAACUCAUGCAGACUUGGUUGAUAAGAAAGCACUAGCUGACGAUGCUGAGGCAGAUAUGGACGCAGGUAAAGAAGAGAUUGCCGCUGGUGGAGAAGAGUCUGACGCAGCUAAAGAAGAGAUUGACGCAACUCAAGCAGACUUGGUUGAUAAGAAAGCACUAGCUGACGAUGCUGAGGCAGAUAUGGAUCGUGCGGAACAACUGAACGAUGAGGAAUAAUAACGGGAACUGCUGUUCGUGUUUUGAGGAGAUAUUCUCUUUUGUUUUACCAUAAAUUCUGUUAUGUUUGUGUGUUGUGCUU
This is a messenger RNA of Bactrocera neohumeralis, 991 nucleotides long. Its product is annotated as serine-aspartate repeat-containing protein I. The coding region runs from base 1 to 909 and encodes 302 amino acids. Lineage: Eukaryota; Metazoa; Arthropoda; Insecta; Diptera; Tephritidae. The record is from RefSeq and is a predicted model, not a curated record. The transcript is spliced from 2 exons. Gene Ontology annotation, molecular function: protein binding.